Chara braunii is the source of this 2587-nucleotide messenger RNA. NCBI's taxonomy places the organism in Eukaryota, Viridiplantae, Streptophyta, Charophyceae, Charales, Characeae. The record is from the annotation of a GenBank genome assembly.
ACCGGAAGAGCAGCACUGGGAAUUCAUGGCCAAGCUCAUAACCAGGUUGGUUUACACUUGUAACCACCUGCAGUAUGAGCUGGCAAACCUCUAGUGGGCCGUACGGAACCACAAGACUCGAGGAUGCAGCACGGGCACUGGAUUCCUGUGUACAGGACUUGGAGCAAGUAGCACCAAGACCGGAGGCUGGCGAGCCCAGCAAUGCACCCUCUACCCGCCAACUGGAGGAACGUGUCGACCACGUCGUCGCAAUGCUCCGCGACAUCAGCAUUUUUGAGGCGCCAACCACCAUCGGCAAACAGCUGGAUACAUUGAAGACUGAGGUUCAGCAAUUGCAACUGCCUAACAAGGAUGGCAACAGCACAACGAAUUACAAGAUGCCGACAUUCCAAAUUGAGAAGUUCGAUGACUACAGGCAUCAAGACCCGGUCCUCUGGUGGGAAGGCUUUACGACGCAACUUUGGAUUCUGUUCGUCGCCAAGCACGCGUACAUCGGCGCCCUGUUUCUCAACUCAAAGGGCGGAUGCCAGAUCUGGUUGAGCCACCUGGCAUCGACCCACGACGUCGACGUCGCAGAUCUGAAAGACAAGAUAUCAUGGGAAGAGUUAACACGACUAUGGAAGAAGCGGUUCAUCGUGGACGACGCACCUGCACUCGCCAUCAACCGUCUCUUCGGCAUGACGCAAGGCAACACAGCAACACGUGAUUGGCUCAUGAAAUGGCAGAAGAUCGCGGCAACGCCCGGUCUCGACAUGCCAUUUUCGCAUCUGCGCCGCGAGUUCUACAACAGGUCAUGUGCUGCAUUGAGCCUCGCACUUGGUGAUCGCGAGCAAUAUGCAACCUUUGCUGAAAUCAUUGACAAGGCGAGGGAGAUCAUCGACACCAACAGGGCGGCUGCACACGAGAAGUCAACGUGGCAACCAACCUAUGUGGAGAAGGUGAGAACUGGUCCGCGACCGCAGCAAUUCGCUGCAGUCCAAACGGACAACACUGUGGAAGACCCGGCAGCCACCCAAGUAUCACGUGAGGGAGAUCAGGUGGCUGCUGACCAGCCGCGAAGCAACAACAAGCCCCGAGGAAAUGGGAAGGCGAAAACCGCAUCGCCGGCUGGAAACGGACAACCAGCACCAUGGGUCAAGUUUACCUUAACCGAGGCCGAGUACAAGUACCGCGGCCGCUACGGCUGCUGCUAUUGGUGCAACAACACCAAGCACAAGACCUCCCAAUGCCCUGAUCAAGGCAAGGAGGAUGUUCAGCCUCUACCAACUCCGUUGAUGGACGCCGGAGUAGAGGUUGUCGACCUUCACGCCUACAUUGCGAAGAUCGACCACGAGUUCAAGAGGCAACGGUACGACGACAUCGACGCACCAUUGCUAUAUGUACGCAUUCAGAUCGGAGAGGCGACCUGCAGCGCUUUGAUCGAUUGUGGAGCAUCUUGCAACUAUAUGAGCCAGGACUUUAUGGUACGCGCCGGCCUUGGCCCACGCGUCCGGAGAAAGUCCCAGCCGACGCAAGUCACGUUGGCGGACGGUCACACGCACAAGUCAAUAGACCGGUGCGUUGAUGACGUCCCCGUGUACUUUGCCCCGCACGCGAGCGAGGCGGUGUCCUUCGAUAUUUUGGACACCAAAUUCGACAUGAUCUUGGGCAUGUCAUGGCUGCGAAGUGAGGAUCACCCGGUGAACUUCUACCGCCGCAUCGUUCACGUUCGUGAUCGGAACGGAGUACUAGUCCCAUGCACGGUAGCUCCUCCUCACCCUUCAAUCAGCUGUCACGUGGUGUCCGCCGCAAGCAUGCGAGCUUCCAUCAUCAAAAACGACAUCGAGGAGAUGGGGGGGUGUUUUCUCCACGCCCUCCCGCCCCAUGACGCUUUAUCAAUGGACUCAUCUUCGGACCCACGCAUCACCGAGCUUCUCGACGCCUACAGCGACGUGUUCGAAGGCCCGCACGGAGUAGUACCGGAUCGGCCCAUCCGCCACGAGAUCGUCCUCGAGGACGAGGCCGUACCUCUGCGCGGUUGCAUCUACCGAAUGAGCGAGGAAGAGUUAAGUGUGCUUCGGGCACAACUCGACGACCUUUUGGAGAAAGGAUGGAUUCGGCCUAGCUCAUCGCCAUACGGUGCUCCUGUUCUCUUCGUCCGGAAGAAGAACAAGGAUUUGCGGUUGUGCAUCGAUUAUCGCAAGCUCAACGCGCAGACGAUCAGAAACGUCGGCCCUCUCCUACGCAUCGACGACCUUCUCGAACGACUGGGUGGCGCCAAGUUCUUCUCCAAGCUGGACCUCAAGUCGGGAUAUCACCAACUCGAGAUUCGGAAGGAGGACCGCUACAAGACCGCGUUUUAAACGCGAUAUAGGCAUUUCGAAUGGCUGGUCAUGCCAUUUGGCCUUACGAAUGCCUCGACCACUUUCCAAGCGGCUAUGACAACGGAGUUCCGACACAUGCUGGAUCGAUUCGUACUUAUCUACCUCGAUGACAUCCUGGUGUACAGCCGAAGUUUGGACGAGCAUGUGGAACACCUGCGCACCGUUUUGGAGCGGCUACGACAAGCCAAGUACAAAGCCAACCGCAACAAAUGCGAAUUCGUGCG